CAUCGGUUGUAAAAAAACGCAAUGUCUGCCAAGCUACAAAACCUUGCGCUCCACAAAUUAAUAGAAUUUCAAGCAAUUUAUAAGCAAGAUUGGCCCAAAUAUUGUGCAGAGUAUUAUUGUCUAUCAAAUUUUAUACAUUUUCUAAAGAGUGAUCCAAAUAUAAAACAUUUACACGCCUACACGCUUGAUACACAAAGAGCGCAUGAGCUGGCGCUCUUUGUUAUUGUUGAUCGCUAUCAGCUGUUUGUAGGCAGCUUAGAGAACUCUGAGCAGCUCUUAAAGCAGGCAUUGGGUUUGUUGGAUUGGUCUAAGGAGCUGAAAUGUAGUUCCAUGCCUGCGCGACAUAUAGAAGCACUAAAGAGCGUCUUUAAAGAAAAACUGCUGCAGCUACAAUUCAUUGACUCCACGUUGCUUUACUACAUGCCAAAGCAGCAGGCAGCUGCGCUAAAAGUUGACGUGCCGCCUGGCUUUUAUCUUGAUGCCCUGACUGAGGCAGAUGCAAAUAUAGUUGAUGAGCAUUGGCCAAAUCAUCACGAGGGCUCACUGUACUUUGUACAACGUCAAAUACGCCUGUGCGCAAGUGUUGGACUCUAUGAAGCGGAGCCCAAGCAGCUGGUAGCAUGGUGCAUACGUCUUCAAGGCGGUUUUCUGGGUGCUCUACAAGUGUUGGACUCGCAUAAGCGUCGUGGAUUUGGCUGCUUGGUUACUGCGGAAAUAUCACGACGCUUGGCCGCUGCUGGAGAUGAUGUCAUGGCCUUGGUGAAUCCAGAGAAUAAAGCAUCGAUAGCCGUGUUUAAUAAGCUGGGCUUCAAGAUCAUCGAUGAAUGCUAUUGGGCGCGCACACAGACGCAAAACUUUACUUGGCCAAAAGGUGAAUAAGACAAUCCUUCGAAUAAAUUACUUUCUUUAUAAUAUUUUAGGCUUUUGUG
Molecule: messenger RNA, 929 nt
Organism: Drosophila busckii
Lineage: Eukaryota; Metazoa; Arthropoda; Insecta; Diptera; Drosophilidae
Product: CG5783
Exons: 3
Coding region: 22-879 (285 amino acids)
Molecular function (GO): acyltransferase activity, transferring groups other than amino-acyl groups
Source: RefSeq, a predicted model, not a curated record